UCGCAUUCUCCGCAGCCUCGUCGCCGCCGAAAAUGCUCCGCCGCCAGCGCCACUUCCUCCCCGCCAAGCCCCGCCGCCGCCCUCCGCCCCGCCCCAAACCCUCCGCCGAGCCCUCCGCCCCGACGUACACCCGCGACGUCGUCCGCCGCGUGACCAACAUACUCCGCGACCACCCCUGGUCGGCGGCGCGCCCGCUCCUCCUCUCCCUCCCGGGCCUCGUCUGGGACUCGCACGUCGUGGCGCGCGUCCUCAAGACCCACCCGCCGCUCCAGAAGGCCUUCCUCUUCUUCCGCCUCGCCGCCUCCUCCCCCACACCCGGGGCCGCCUUCCGCCACGACCGCUACACCUACACCUCCAUGCUCCACCUCCUCGGCGAGGCCGGCCGGGUCCCCGCCAUGCUCCACCUCCUCGCCGAGAUGCUCCGCGCCGGGGUGGACCCCGACGCCGCCACGUUCACCACCGUCAUGCACUGGCUGGCGCGCGCCGGGGACGUGGACGCCGCGAUGCGGGUGUGGGAGGAGAUGCGCUCCCGCAGGGGGAAGUGCCGCCCCACGCUCGUCAGCUACACGGCGUGCGUCAAGAUCCUGUUCGACGCCGGGAGGGCCGCCGAGGGCAGGAGGGUGUUCGAGGAGAUGGUGGCCGAGGGGCUGCGGCCCAGCUGCACCACCUACACCGUGCUCAUCGAGCAUCUCGCUGACGCAGGAAAAUUCCAAGCUACUCUACAAAUUAUGAGUGACAUGCAAGAUGCAGGCGUAGAACCAGACAAGCCACUCUGCAAUAUUCUAGUCAAGAAGUGUGCCAGCGCUGGUGAGACGUCAGUGAUGACCUUCAUUCUUCAGCACAUGAAGGAGAAAGGCAUUGUUCUCCGUAGGCCUGUCUUUUUGGAAGCACUAGAAGCUCUAAAAGCUAGUGGUGAGAGCCCUAAUCUUCUUUGGGAAGUGAAUCCUCAUCUUGCAUCCGAAGGAAUGGAAUAUGACCCAACAUUUUCUCAUCUAAGCUGCAUUACUGACAGAAGUACGAUUAUAUACCUUUUGGCUUCUAGAAACUGGUCUGCUAUCGAACAGAUGGUAAAUGAAUUGACCACGAGGAAUGUGAAGUUUGAAUCGCAUAUACUAUCUGAUAUUAUUCAGGCCAGCUGUGCAAACUGCAGACCAUCAUGUGGACUCACAGUUCUGUACUAUAGCCUAAGAGUAGGCAGUGAACUUGACAGAUCUGCAUAUAGUUGCCUUCUUGGUCAAUACAUCAGAAAUGAUUCGUUUGAUUUGGUAUCUAAGAUUGUUGAAAGAUUGAUUAAACAUGGCUGCAAUCUUGGAGCAUAUCUGUUAUCUGUCUUAAUACUCAGAUUGGGUUCUGCCGGGCAUUCUUCAUACGCGGCGCAUAUCUUUGGGUUAUCACCUGCGGACCAGAAUGUGAUUACCUACACUGCCCUUAUGAAUGCCUAUUUUCAAGCUGGCGAAGUUGAUAAGGCUCUUGAACUAUUCUCUCAAAUGAUAACUAAUGAGAUAUCUGCUUCUGCGGGUACAUAUGAAGUUCUGAUAUAUGGCUUACAAAAGGCUGGGCGGAAACAGGACUCUGACCGUUACCGAAGAGAAAGAAUGGAGAUGCAAUGGCAUCGUCAGUACCGUGACAAGCAUUCCCCUGAAGAUAGCUUAUGUGACCAUUUAUUUUGUGGCUUUCAUGGUUAGAAGAUUGUUUGUUGGGUGAUGUUCUAUACUUGGGGUUUCCUUAGCUGUACUCACCCAGCUUCAUGUUUUCACAGAUUGAAGGUGUAUAAAUGGAUCUCCUGAUAUUUGCUUUG
This is a messenger RNA of Triticum aestivum (bread wheat), 1798 nucleotides long. RefSeq names its product pentatricopeptide repeat-containing protein At2g01390. The transcript has 2 exons. Gene Ontology annotation, molecular function: protein binding. Bases 33 to 1685 code for a protein of 550 amino acids. Lineage: Eukaryota; Viridiplantae; Streptophyta; Magnoliopsida; Poales; Poaceae. The record is from RefSeq and is a predicted model, not a curated record.